Messenger RNA from Tribolium madens (black flour beetle), 1958 nucleotides. RefSeq lists its product as uncharacterized. Lineage: Eukaryota; Metazoa; Arthropoda; Insecta; Coleoptera; Tenebrionidae. The record is from RefSeq and is a predicted model, not a curated record. The transcript has 3 exons. The coding region runs from base 196 to 1851 and encodes 551 amino acids.
GUGGGAGGGAGGGGGUCAUGUCGGUAAUUCUCUGGUCUUGUGUGAUCAGUCUUCACAUAGAGUGUUUACGAACAACACACAAUCUAAUAAUUAACAAUAGUGUUCGAACUCUAGUUUAAACUAACAUGUGCUCUACCCUCAGCUUCGGGUGAAUCGCCUAAUUCAUGGACAAGGAGCAACCAAAACACUGAGAUCAUGAGGCGACGAGUCUUCUCUUGGAUUUUCAUCUGGACUUCUUUACGACUGGGACAGAGCGAGCAACUCGCUAGUAAUUUCACUCCGACUAAUGAUCAGAAAGAUAUGAGAGGACUUUUCUCCCCGCGGAUGGACUACGACCAGUGGAAGCCUCUAGGUCGAGGAGACCCAUUAAAAAAUGACCCAACCUACGACUACGUACCACCGGUCCUUGACCAGGUCCACUAUUGGAUCGAUCCGGCGUUGCGCAAACCGGACCCGCCUUUACCUGGAGAAAACCAAAAAACCGAAAUUCUCCUUUUGGGAGUUUCCUCGAAGAAACCGAGCACCGGGACUUCAAUCGCCGACUCCCGAAACGACAAUUUCGAUUCCUUCCUCAAAUUUGUAGACGGUCCGAAAUUCACCAGUCAGAGAAACACACGACCUCACUAUCCCAUGGGAUCAUCUUACUUCCCUCCCAAUUUCUACUCAAAAAACAAAAACAACUUUUCGAAAAAUUCCGAUCAAAGGAUGCCUUACACUAUACUAAUGCCACCACCCAUGAUUACAAAAAAACCAACAAUUUCUUCACCCAGCCCAACACAACUGACCACAACCGACUCGACCACAACCCCGGUUACAACCGCGGCUAAAACCGAACAAGUCACAGUUCAAGCAGCAAAUUUAGUGUAUCACUCUAGUAGUAUAGGUGACUGGAAAACUGAAACUUCCACUAACCUAACUCCAAAUCCGGCCACGAAUCGGUUAAAGCCGUUCAAAGAGGAAAUUGUCUUCCAGAAACACUUCCAACUUCCUGAGAGCUACAUCCAGAUCCAGUUUGCCCCUAAGAGACACAACCAGACACUAGUGGCGGCAAGUAGUGACCAUAAUAUUAAUUAUGUCACGCCGCCCCCACUAGUGGAAGAAGUGAUGCACAAAGGGCAAGUCUCAGAUGACAAUUUGGACAUUUCGAACACUUAUGUUAAAAUUGGGAAAACCGAAGCUGCUCUGAUGGGUCAACCGCCACCGCCUCCACCCAUGAUGGUAUUUUCACACGUCCAGCACCCAUUGAUUACCCAGACUCCUCUCACAAUGCAGACGAUUCAAAGUAUGCAAAGUAUGCAACCCCCACCGGUCACCACAAGCCCCGUUUAUAAAAAGUCAACAAAUCCGAUUCUGGUGGCGUUGGAGAAAGAAGAAGUGACCACCGAAAGGAUUGAAAUGACCACCACCGUUCCAACGACUACUAUUACUACGUCUUUGACUACCGACCCUCUUUUCAAGCACUACAAGCAGCCCACGGAGCCUCUUCGUGGGCCCCUAUACUUGAUUAUCCAAGGCCAUUCGAAAGUAAAAACUUAUGGGCCCAGUAAACAGUUCCAUGGAAUAAGGGUACAGGAAACCAACGAGAUAUCCGAUGAUGAGGUCCGUGACAAACGUUUGUUUUUGAAGAAAGAAGAAACUAAUUCGAGGGAAGCUAGAUCAGGGAAUUUGCAGACUUUGAAACAUGUGAUUCAGACCGGAUUAGGUGCCAUUGAUUUUAGUGACGUGGAUAGAAGCGAUAAGGUGAAAGAAACAGAGUUGCACUUUGGGUAUGAAGUGGGGGAAGGGGUGACGAGGGAGACUUAUCAUAAAGGAAUCGUCGAAGAGGCUAGAAAACUCCACGAGGAGGCUUGAUUUGUGAUUUAAUGUUAUCUUUGUGCUAUAAUUUUUUAUUUAUUUUUAUUUAUAGACGUUUUUGAUUUUUUUCUAUUGUAUUUUUAAUAAAAUAUUGUGUAAGUGAA